Striga asiatica is the source of this 417-nucleotide messenger RNA. NCBI's taxonomy places the organism in Eukaryota, Viridiplantae, Streptophyta, Magnoliopsida, Lamiales, Orobanchaceae. The record is from the annotation of a GenBank genome assembly.
AUGAAAAUAAGAGCUUCCGUUCGUAAAAUUUGUAAAAAAUGUCGACUAAUCCGCCGGCGGGGGCGCAUUAUAAACAUGACAAAAGCUAGACCGAGAACUGGUUCACGCAGAAAUGUACGUAUUGGUUCACGCAGAAUUGUACGUAUUGGUUCACGCAGAAAGGUACGUAUUAUUUCACGUAAGAGUACACAUAGAAUACCAAAGGGACUUAUUCAUGUUCAAUCAAGUUUCAAUAAUACCAUUGUCACGGUUACAGAUCUACGAGGUCGGGUGCUUUCCUGGUCCUCGGCCGGUACCCUUGGAUUCAAGGGUCCGAGAAAAAGGACACCCUUUGCCGCUCAAACUACAGCAGCAGAUGCUAUUCGUACAGUAGUAGAUCAAGGUAUGCAACGAGCAGCGGUCAUGCUAAAGGGUGCC